GAUGGUGCAGGACGCGGUUAUGCCCAUUUAUGAGCAGCUUCUUGAUACCCACCAAAGACUUUCCCAAGUGCCCAAUACCCCGCCUACGCAGACAUAUGUGGACGCUUUAGGGACACGAUCGAGACAUACUCGUAUGGUUGGGCAUGUGGUUAGGGGAACACGUGGACUGAAUGUCCCCCUCCCAGAGGAUAUAGAGCAACCCUUCCCAGCCCAGCAGUCACCGUCCUAUAACGUCAAUGAUAUGUUCGCCCAGGGUAGCACUUGGACCCAGUCAUCAUUCAAAGACGGACCUAGCACGUCAUCAUCCCAUGCUGGGCCUAGCACGUCACGGGCCCCCACACAGCGGUUGGGUAGUGAUAGUGAUAGUGAUGAUGAAAGUGAUUAGUUUUCCCUUUUUUUUAUUGUUUGUAUUCAUCGUUUAACGGAAGUGUAAUUUCCUUUUGUAAUCUUGAUUUGCGUGAAAUUUUCAUUUGUAUUUUUUU
Messenger RNA from Erigeron canadensis, 482 nucleotides. RefSeq lists its product as uncharacterized. NCBI's taxonomy places the organism in Eukaryota, Viridiplantae, Streptophyta, Magnoliopsida, Asterales, Asteraceae. Bases 2 to 385 code for a protein of 127 amino acids. The record is from RefSeq and is a predicted model, not a curated record. The transcript is spliced from 2 exons.